AUGGGACGAAAAGCGAUCAAGAUCUAUGGCGUGAACCACGACCCAAUGCUCAGCGAGACGGAGCGACCCGCUUCGGUCUCGAAGUACAUGAAUCGAGCGUCAAGUGUGGAUUCCACCGUCUGA
This is a messenger RNA of Ostertagia ostertagi, 123 nucleotides long. Lineage: Eukaryota; Metazoa; Nematoda; Chromadorea; Rhabditida; Trichostrongylidae. The record is from the annotation of a GenBank genome assembly.